AUGCAGUUCCAUCUCAAUGGCUUCCAGGGCUCCGCUGAUCCAAAUGUUACCCAAUUUCAGGGCCAGGAGCCUGAUUACCAGUCCAGCCUACCCGAGGAGGUUGAUGUACUGAUUAUAGGAGCUGGACCCGCUGGCCAGUUGCUGGGCGCGCAGCUGGCUCAAUUCAGUGGCAUUACCACGCGAAUCGUGGAGAGCAAACCCGGCCGAUUGGAGCAUGGACAAGCUGACGGCCUGCAAUGCCGGACAUUGGAGAUCUUCGAGGCGUUUGGCUUCAGCGAGCGUGUGCUCAAGGAGGCCUAUUGGGUGAAUGAGACGACCUUUUGGUCGCCCGCAAAGGAUGGCAAGGGGCUCCAGCGAAGUGGCAGGAUUAGAGAUACCGAAGAGGGCUUGUCAGAAUUCCCGCAUGUGAUCUUGAACCAGGCUCGCUUGCACGACCUGUGGCUGGAUACCAUGAAGUGGUCACCGACACGACUCGAGCCAUCCUACAAUCAUCAGAUGGUUCAAAUGAUGCCAUCGGAAAAAUCAGGCCCCACUACGGUAGUGCUCGAGCGCCUGGACGAUGCCCAUAGAGGGCAGCGGGAGACGGUUCGCGCCAAAUACGUCGUUGGCUGUGAUGGUGCACGUAGCAAAGUACGCGAAGCACUCGGAUUAGAGAUGAAAGGUGAUUUCCAGAACCAGGCUUGGGGUGUCAUGGACGCUCUCAUCACCACAACUUUCCCUGAUGCAAGAUUGAAAACGAUCAUCCAUUCCGAAGACGAGGGCAGCAUUCUCAUCAUUCCGCGGGAAGGUGGCUACCUUAGUCGUUUCUAUAUAGAGCUGGCGAAAGUGAAAGACGGUGAACGCAUCGAUCGAUCAGCUGUCACAGCGGACAUGUUGACCGAGCGUGCGAAACGUAUCUUUGCACCAUACACUUUCGACGUGAAAGAGAUAGCUUAUUGGUCGGUAUAUGAAGUUGGCCAAAGGCUGACCGAUCACUUCGACGACGUUCCAAAGACUGACCAACAUCUGCGCGAUCCACGAAUCUUCAUCUGCGGCGAUGCUUGUCAUACACACAGUGCAAAGGCAGGACAAGGCAUGAAUGUCAGCAUGAACGAUACGUUCAAUCUCGGAUGGAAAUUGGCACAUGUCCUUCGUGGUCAAGCCCCAGCAAGCCUAUUGCGCACAUACUCUGAAGAACGACAGGCGAUAGCACAGAUGCUCAUCGACUUCGACCGCGAAAUGUCAAGAAUGUUCGCAGCGAAACCCAAGCUCAAUGCCGACAAGGACGACAAGGACUUUGUCGAUCCCACAGUAUUUCAAGAGAACUUUCUACGUCAAGGUCGCUUCAUGGCGGGCGUGGAGACCACGUAUCAACCCGGGAUCUUGACGAGCUCAAGUGAUUACCAGCAUCUUGCCACUGGAUUUCAAGUCGGUACCAGGUUUCAGUCUUGUCAAGUCCUGAGAGCGUCCGACGCAAAGCCUGUCCAACUCAGCCACGACGCCAUGAAAGCAGAUGGCCGCUGGCGAAUCAUCCUCUUCGGCAACGACCAAUGCGACCUGACUUCCCCAAGCUCACCCUUGGCCACCCUUUGCUCGUACUUGGAACACCAUCUCCUCCCCCAAUUCACACCUGUCACCGCCAACAUCGACUCCAUCAUCGACGUCCGCGCCGUCUUGCAGCAAUCCCGACAAUCUUUCAACAUGACCGAUUUGCCCUCCCUGCUAAUCCCGCAUAAAGGUCAACUCGGCCUGCAAGACUACGAAAAGGUGUAUACGGAUGAGCCGAGCUAUGGUUUUGGGUUUGGGGAGAUUUAUCAGACUCGCGGCGUGGAUCGAAAACAAGGUUGCGUUGUCGUCGUGAGGCCGGAUCAGUAUAUUAGCGCUGUAUUGCCCUUUACGGAAGAGGCCCAGGGGCUGUUGAGGGAUUUCUUUGGGGGAAUUUUGAUCAGUAUUGGGUAAAACAAAGUGAGGUGGUAUUGCAAAAGACAAGUUAGUUGGUCAAGGGAUAUACCUAGCUAAGGUAGGGUUCGGAAGAGAUAGGAGAUAACGGAUAAAAGAAAGAUGGAGGCCAGGGUGGCAUUUUGAAGCCUUCAAGUUGGGAUGCACUUUUUUGCGUACUUCCACCUAAAUACCGUAUAUAUUGUAUCUACCUAAAAGUACCUACCUGAUAUAUAUGAUGUGAGCAUGCGA
Messenger RNA from Sphaerulina musiva SO2202, 2169 nucleotides. Its product is annotated as phenol 2-monooxygenase. Lineage: Eukaryota; Fungi; Ascomycota; Dothideomycetes; Mycosphaerellales; Mycosphaerellaceae. The record is from RefSeq and is a predicted model, not a curated record. Bases 1 to 1938 code for a protein of 645 amino acids. The transcript has 5 exons. Gene Ontology annotation, molecular function: FAD binding.